CGUAAACAACAACAGAAUGCAGUGGGUCCGCCCGAACCUGCAAAAAUAGCUAGCUCACCUCACAAAUUGCUCAGGCUUCUCUCUGUUGACAACACAACAAUAAUGGCUGCCUCUACUGUUAGCCUGCUCCCCUCGGUGGAGCCAUCUCCUACCAGUAGUGACUCUGUUCCAGACAGUUUCUUCCUGGGUCUGGAGGUCUGGGAGGUGGGGCUGGUAGGAGCUAAUACCCUGGCUGUCUUUGUACUGCUGCUCUGCGCUCUGACUGCCACUGUGUGUGUCUGUCGGAGAAAACCACCGCAGAGUUCUGGUGAUGAUCACAAGAUGAUUCCUUUGAAGGAACUAGUGGAAAUUGAAGAAGAUGCUGACAACUCAAACACUGCAGGAGUACCCUUCAGCCGUAUAGUAUUUCAAGAGUUGUUGCACAGAGGGGCUUUCAAGACAGUCCAUCGAGCCAUUAUCAACUGCCCACCAAUAGGACAAGAGGUGGCAGUCAAAAGAUUGAAAGAUAACAGCUCUGAGCUAGGAAAAGAGGAGCUCAAUGUUGAGACAUUCAUACUCCGAUCAAUACGAGACAAGGCUGGUACACACCCAAACGUCGUGUCACUGAUGGGAGUGAGUUCAGGUCCAGGUUCUCCGUGUCUUCUACUGGAGUUUGCUCCCCACGGGACCCUGGACAGAUUCCUCUGGUCUCUGAAGAAGGGACCGGUGCCCCAGUGGUACCUGAAGCACGUCAGGGAGGCCCUCCAGGACCUCUCCUACCACAGACAUGUGGCCUAUGACCUCAUGAGAAUAUCUCUGCAAGUCGCUGAUGGAAUGUGUUUCUUGGCCUCCCAUGGAUUUGUCCACCGGGAUCUCUCUACCAGGAACGUCGUGGUUGGACCUCAGUUGCAGGUGAAGAUCGCCAACCCAGGCAUGUUCCACGAAGGUUACUACUAUCUUGUGACGGAGAGAGAGCAUUUCCUGCAUGACAUGGCCCCCGAAUGCCUCUGGGAAAAGAGAUUUUCUCUCUUCAGUGAUGUUUGGUCAUUUGGAAUCAUGUUGUAUAAGGUUGUUACCCUGGAGACGAACCCUUACCCCGGAGUUCCACCGAGAGAUCUAUAUGACCACAUUGUGAUACACAGGCAGAGGCCCCGCAUUCUCAGCAGCUUCAGCAGCGAGCUCUAUUUCCUACUGCAGAGGUGCUGGCAGGCAAUGCCAACAGACAGACCCACCUUCCCACUCAUCUGCAGUGAGCUCAAGAACCUCAGCUCUGCACCAAACAGACACAUUGUCCUCAAGACCUCCAGGGACGAAUUCACCCCUGGCUAUGUCAGCGACAACGGACAAGUCUUUCUCCACUUUGUCCCCCAUAACUUUUUCCAGCCCGGUCUCUUCCCCGCCAGAAGAUCCAGUAACCCUGUCUCUCCGGCGGAUGAUACGAUAUAUUCUCGAGAGACUGCAGAGUCUCUAGUCUAUUUGGUGUCCUCUGAGGUUGAGAGCACCUACACCACUCGAGAGACGGAAUACGACGACGAGAUACAAGGGCAGAGUCUGUGGGAGAUCGAGACAGAGAGGGAGGGAGAAGAUGGAACUUUGCUGGUGGAAAGGGAAGGAAACGGGAGUGACAGAGAUGGGAGAUGCAGUGAUGAGUCACAUGACGAAAGAAAAGACAAAGAUGGCUCAACAGAAGGGCUAGUUUACUUUUAAAACUGAAAAUAUUUUUCUCUCAAAUAUACGUUUACAGUGCACACACUAUCUAUUAUCAGUAGCCUCCUUGGUCCCCAAAUUUCUGUGCGAUGAGUUCAUUAUAAGGGUUAAUUGGAGGGAUCACCUCAGGGGUAUAGUUACGAUAGAGCUCCCAGGAGAUCUUUGUGUUGAGUUCAUUAGAAAUCUGGUUGGGGUGGAACCCGUCCACGGGCUCAAUCAGUUGCCACGCCUCCCCACCAUGCUCCUCCCAAUACUCAAACACCUGUGGGACUGUAGGAUCGAAAUAGUAAGCCUUGAAAUUCUUGAAAGUUUCGUUGGCGACUAAUUCUUUGAGGGCCUUGUUGAGUUGAAGAGCUCGCUCAGUGGUGUAGUCCCUCCAUGUCUUGUUGCUGUUGAGCCAACCAAAGCAGGGAGAUACAUCGAGACAGUUCAGGUAGUCAUAUACUGUAGAGUAGGUGACAUCAUUAUGGAGGGAACCCAGGGGGUGGGUUCGGUUGUGGAGGGUGUCGUAAAGAAUCCUGCCGUCCACGAGCCCCGUGGCAAGUAGAACGGAGCCAGGGGCAACCUUGGAGUCCACGUAGCGAAACGUCUCCAGGUUUUUUUGGUAGAACUCUGUGGGUGUGGUCAUGUGGGAGGAGUCGUGGUGCCCGUUGCAGACGUCGUUGCCAAUGAGAGCUAACAUGAGGAACACUGGGUUGUCUUUGAGUCCGUCGCGAGCCAAGCUCUUGACGAUUGUGUCUGCCAUAGCACUGGCUCGAGCUCCAUUGACUCCAAUGUUCUGGUAGUCUCUGUGGUUGCAACGGUUGAACUCUCGCAGACGAAGGUAGGUGGAAUCAACUGGACCACUAAUAUCAGGCCAUGUCGAGUUCUUGUAGCCUGUGGAGCUGGACAGCAUCGGCCAGUCAAACUCGUUUUCCAAGAUGAAAAAGAGAUCUUUGAAAGCCUCUUCGCUGAGCUCACUGCUAGUAAACCAGGCCGGGGGGAUAUGGAAAUGUGCCCCUGCACUAUCGCCCAAUAGAACUGUCCCCAUUUGUCCCGUUCCCUCGCACCACUUCUUUUCGUACGUCUCUCCAGUGUCGCCGUCCACGCCGAAGAUUCCGUUACAGUUCGUAUCGAAAACAGCGUCGUCCACCGUCCUACGUCCAGGGUGUACGUCGGCGUCAAAGUCAUUGCAGUCCUUGCCUCUCCACGACGUCCCGCGGAACGUCUGCAAGUCCGAGAAAUAGUCUCCGUCUACGUCGUCCACAGGCAAGUGAUCGUUGCCGAACCUGUCGAGGAGAUCGCAUAUCGGCUUGAUCACGGGAAUUUUGCAGAUAUCUGGGAGAAGAGCCGCGUAGUCUCUCCGCAGAUGAUGUACCCUUUGUUUCGCUGCCGCCACUCUCUGUCGCAGCUCCUCGGCCUCGGAGAUGGCUCCGCGGUGGCGGGAUGGUAGCGGGAAGAGGCGGCACACGUGACCCGUCUCGUUGGUGCAGAUGCCGAGGGUCAGACAAACCACGUCCGGGGUCUCCUUUUUCUCCAGCAGGUUGAUCACGAUGGGACCGUACACGUCCACGAGCGCCGUGCAGGCUCCCUGAAACCCCGACGGGAGAAAGCCGCAGUACUUGGAGAGGGCAUCGUCGAUGGAAAUGUUGUAGAUCUCCGCGAGUUGUUCCACCAGACCAGUGAGGAUGGUGCAGGCCGCGCAGGACACGCCUCCGUUCUGGCCGUUCGUCAGGAAGUGCGGCACUCGCUGGGCGAGGGAGCCCGCUGCCGAGCGAGCAGAGGAGCAGCAAAGUCACCGAGAAGCUACCCAUGAUCUGGGCUACCAAAAAAGCAGAGCAGCACCUGACCAACUUGUGGGUGGG
This is a messenger RNA of Geodia barretti, 3530 nucleotides long. The record is from the annotation of a GenBank genome assembly. NCBI's taxonomy places the organism in Eukaryota, Metazoa, Porifera, Demospongiae, Tetractinellida, Geodiidae.